Glycine soja is the source of this 4855-nucleotide messenger RNA. RefSeq names its product pentatricopeptide repeat-containing protein At5g27110-like. Gene Ontology annotation, molecular function: RNA binding; protein binding. The record is from RefSeq and is a predicted model, not a curated record. The transcript has 9 exons. Bases 208 to 2325 code for a protein of 705 amino acids. Lineage: Eukaryota; Viridiplantae; Streptophyta; Magnoliopsida; Fabales; Fabaceae. Gene Ontology annotation, biological process: RNA modification.
UUUCAACUUGUUUCUCCCUCUGUCCCUUACACAAUGCCCCCUUCUCUCUCACCGCCGCUCUAUACAGAACACGGGAGCGCUACAACUGUACAAAGUCUCGUAUCAAACACAAUCUCUUAAAACAAAACUCAGAUACUUUUUUAUUGUUCAGUUUUCUGCAAAUCUCUCUCUCUCUCUGUCUCUCAGUGUCUCUCUGGUCAUUGCUGAAUGGACACUAGAAAACUACUACCCCUUUUGAGAGCUUGUAUGAAUUCCAAGUCACUGAAGCAAGGCAAGCUCAUUCAUCAGAAAGUUGUAACUUUGGGCUUGCAAAAUGAUAUUUUCUUGUGCAAGAACUUGAUUAACCUGUAUCUUUCUUGCCAUUUGUAUGAUCAUGCAAAGUGUGUUUUUGAUAACAUGGAAAACCCAUGUGAGAUAUCCUUGUGGAAUGGCCUGAUGGCAGGUUACACUAAGAAUUACAUGUAUGUGGAAGCCCUAGAGCUUUUUGAGAAGUUGUUACACUACCCUUACCUAAAACCUGAUAGUUAUACUUACCCUAGUGUUCUUAAGGCUUGUGGGGGGCUGUAUAAAUAUGUUUUGGGAAAAAUGAUUCAUACAUGUUUGGUAAAAACUGGUUUAAUGAUGGACAUUGUUGUUGGAAGCUCUCUUGUGGGUAUGUAUGCAAAAUGCAAUGCAUUUGAGAAAGCCAUAUGGCUGUUCAAUGAAAUGCCUGAGAAGGAUGUGGCAUGCUGGAAUACAGUGAUUUCUUGUUAUUAUCAAAGUGGAAACUUCAAAGAGGCCCUAGAAUAUUUUGGCCUAAUGAGAAGAUUUGGAUUUGAGCCUAAUUCGGUUACAAUCACAACUGCUAUUUCAUCUUGUGCUAGACUUUUGGAUUUGAACAGGGGAAUGGAAAUCCAUGAGGAGUUGAUCAAUAGUGGGUUUCUGCUGGACAGUUUCAUUAGCUCUGCUCUUGUUGACAUGUAUGGAAAAUGUGGUCAUCUAGAAAUGGCCAUAGAGGUUUUUGAGCAGAUGCCUAAAAAGACUGUUGUUGCUUGGAAUUCCAUGAUUAGUGGAUAUGGUUUGAAAGGUGACAGCAUAUCAUGCAUUCAACUUUUUAAGAGGAUGUACAAUGAAGGAGUCAAGCCAACUUUGACUACCUUAAGUAGUUUAAUAAUGGUUUGUUCACGAUCAGCCCGACUACUAGAGGGGAAGUUUGUGCAUGGAUAUACAAUACGAAACAGAAUACAGUCUGAUGUUUUUAUUAAUAGUUCACUCAUGGAUCUAUAUUUUAAAUGUGGAAAGGUAGAGUUAGCUGAAAACAUCUUUAAAUUAAUACCAAAGUCCAAGGUAGUUUCUUGGAAUGUUAUGAUUUCUGGAUAUGUGGCUGAAGGGAAACUUUUUGAAGCCCUUGGCCUCUUUAGUGAAAUGAGAAAAUCGUAUGUUGAACCUGAUGCUAUUACUUUUACCAGUGUUUUGACAGCUUGUUCUCAACUAGCAGCACUAGAAAAAGGUGAAGAGAUUCACAAUCUGAUUAUUGAGAAAAAAUUGGACAACAAUGAAGUGGUUAUGGGAGCUCUACUUGAUAUGUAUGCAAAGUGUGGUGCUGUAGAUGAAGCAUUCAGUGUUUUUAAAUGUUUGCCCAAAAGGGAUCUGGUGUCCUGGACUUCCAUGAUUACUGCUUAUGGGUCUCAUGGUCAGGCCUAUGUAGCUUUGGAGCUUUUUGCUGAAAUGCUGCAGUCCAACAUGAAACCUGAUAGGGUUACUUUUCUUGCUAUAUUAUCUGCUUGUGGCCAUGCUGGGUUGGUUGAUGAAGGGUGCUAUUACUUCAAUCAAAUGGUCAAUGUUUAUGGCAUUAUACCUAGAGUUGAACAUUAUUCAUGCUUGAUUGAUCUUCUUGGACGUGCUGGAAGAUUGCAUGAAGCAUAUGAGAUUCUGCAACAAAACCCUGAAAUCAGGGAUGAUGUUGAGUUGUUAAGCACAUUAUUUUCUGCAUGCCGUCUGCACAGAAAUAUUGAUUUGGGAGCUGAAAUUGCAAGAACGCUUAUUGAUAAGGAUCCUGAUGAUUCAUCAACCUAUAUUCUCUUGUCAAAUAUGUAUGCUUCUGCACAUAAGUGGGAUGAAGUACGUGUGGUGAGAUCAAAGAUGAAAGAGCUUGGAUUAAAGAAGAAUCCAGGGUGUAGUUGGAUUGAGAUUAACCAGAAGAUCCUUCCUUUCUUUGUAGAAGACAAUUCACACUUGCAUCUAGAGCUUGUUUUUAAAUGCCUUUCAUAUCUCUCUGAUCACAUGGAAGAUGAGUCUAAACCAUUUACAUAUCAUUUUGAUGUUGAAACACUGAGAUUAUAUUAGUUUUCAAAUUUGCAAAGGAGGAUAAGCUUGGGAGCUGGACAUCUCAUUGGGGGUAUUGUUUAUUUUAUGCAGCUAUAUGAUGUGGGCCUCAUUUGUUUUUUCGAAGAAAAACAGUUUUUUCUGGUUCAUUGGUCGUUGGUCCUUUUGUUAAUAUUUCCCGUUAAUUUGGCAUUUUGUAUGAAUUGGUGUACAAUUUUGAUGAAUUGUCCUCUAGAGAUCGUGCUCUAGUGGAGAAGUUAUCCCAAAAAAUGGGGCUUAGUUGUACAUUUUCCGGGCGUGGGAUUAGAAAGAAAUCAUCUGUUCACAAAACCAAAAAGGAGGUUGACACCACUAGGAUGUUGGGUAGUCUUCCUCAUGUCACAUUUCCUGAAGAGUCAAAUCAGUGAAAAUGCAGAAUAAAAAGGAGAUGGAGCAUCCCCAGCAUCAAAACCCAUUGUUGAUGAAUCAACAAGGAUAGAGAUUUCCCAGACAUAAGAAUUUUUUUUAGCAUCAAAGGAUGAAGUGUACAAUUUUGAAGCGAACUGAAGAAUGUGUUGCAGUGCAUCAAUUAUCCCAGAAAACGGGGUUUAGAGUAAAAAAUUCGGGGUAUUAAACAGAAAGUAUCUGUUCACAAAAUUGAAAAGAAAAUUCACACCACUACCAAGUUGGAGAAUCUUCCUUGUUUCACAUUUUCUAAAGAGUCAAAUCAGGUGUUAGGAGGUUUAUUAAUCCGUUAUCUAUCUGGUGAUGAAGUACUUUGGGGAGAGAUGAUUGGAGCAUAUAGUGACCCUACCGACAGAACAAAACAAAAGGCUUGGUUGAAUAGUCAUUCUGUAAAUUCGAAGUUGUCACCACAGAAAACUUUUGAUUGCUCUUUAGUUGUAUAUGAUGAGAAUGAGAUUACUAUCAACGACUGCAGCAUGUGGAUAAGGAACUGUACUGUUGUUGGACUACUUCCAUUAUUCUUGCUUUCCAAAGAGAUCGCUGUUGCUCUAGCAAAGGAUUGUACAGAGGGACACGAGUCUAUAUCUUCUGAUAAUUUAGUUAGAGUAAUCAUAUAGAUCGGUGGCUUUAUUUUGAGUCAACAGCACUUGAUGCUUCUCAGAUGAACUACGUGAGAGAGUGAUUAUCAGCAGCAAUUUUAUACAAAAGUGACACAUUCAACCGAUGUUCUUCCUCAUAUUCUACUGUCUGCUGUGGAUGCCUUAGCUUGCAUUCUGUCCCGUCAUGGGCUUUCUGGCAUACCACAGACCUCAGAUUGUGCUAACACACUGACUUCUAUAAAUGCUACAAAUCCAAAAGAAUUCCAAACACAGCUUAUAAAUCAAGAUGCACCCCAGAUCAAUCCUUCUGAAGUUAAGGCAUCUGAACCUGAGGCCAUCGAAAAUCCGAGUAACUAAACUAUUCAAAGCUUGCUCAACCCCAACAAUGAAUACAGAUAAGACUCCUGAUUCCUGAAGGAUUUUGUACUGGGCUUAUAAAUCACAAUGGCGUGCCUUCUUCUGGAACUAUCCAAUGGCACAGAAAAUCCAGGUGAUCCUCCUACAAGUCAGAACACUACAACAGGUUCAGCUUGCUCCAUCCAGUCAGCACAUAUAAAUGAUGAUGCAACCAUGACUGAUGUGACACCUUCUAAAGAUCCAGAUCCAACAAUAUGGUGGGAUGUUUCAAAAGGGGCCACUAUCAAAUGAUUUCAGUUGAGUGAACCUUUCCUGAGGUGGGAUGGAUCAAAGCUAAUGUAGAUGGGUCCUAUAAGGCUCUGCAACAUCUUACUAGCAGUUCAGCAGUUUUUCGUGAUUCCACAGGUUCUUGGUGUUUUGGGUUCGCGCUAAAUCUUGGAAACUUGUCUUGCGGGUAACCCUUGCUUAAAUUAAGUGAAUUUGAGGAUUCUGUUAGGAUCUUUAGUGUGACUUUGAUUAUAGAAGAGCAUGUGUUUAUUAGGUGUGACAAACUGCAAUAUCUUUUUUUUUUUCCCUUCAUUUUGUGUUAGAUCAUUGGAUUCCGCAAAGCCUUGUAGUCAUUGGUUUAUUGUGGUACUGUGGAGUGUCAUCACUGCCCUCAAGCUUGCUAAGGAGAAGGGCGUUUCACAGCUGUGGAUUGAGACUGAUUGUACUCCAGUAAUGGAUUGUAUUUUGAAUAAACGGGUACAGAAAGGUGUUCCUUUUGCUCCUCUUGUUGAGUCCAUACUUGAGUUGAUGACAAAUUUUGACGGUUCGAGUUUACCGUUGUUAUCAUGAAGCAACCACAGUUGCUGACUGGUUGUCUAAAUAUGCGCAUAAUAUUGCAUUUGGUCUUCAUGUGCUUGAUGUUCCUCAGCAUGGUUGUGUAAAAUACUUAACUGAUGUCUCUGCUGGAGUUUAUAAACUCCGUACUGUACGUGUUAAUGACUCAUGAGGGACAUGUUCCUCUAGAGAGUGUGAAAAACUAAUAUGGCCAUUUAUAGAUGGUUAAGAUUAGUUUCUAAUCAAUUUUGAUUAUUCAUGUUAUAUGGCUGAUUAAUUCUUCUCACACUCUGACUUGUCCCUUAUAAAUAAUGUAUUUGUAUUCUAUA